UGGCCGGGCGGAUCACAGCCAAGAUGGAUACUACGAUGCUGAAUUUGCGGAAUCUGUUUGAGCAGCUUGUGCGCCGGGUGGAGAUUCUCAGUGAAGGAAAUGAACUCCAAUUCAUCCAGUUGGCGAAGGACUUUGAGGAUUUCCGGAAAAAGUGGCAGAGAACAGACCAUGAGCUGGGGAAAUACAAGGAUCUUUUGAUGAAAGCGGAAACUGAGCGUAGUGCCCUGGAUGUUAAGCUGAAGCAUGCACGUAAUCAAGUGGAUGUAGAGAUCAAACGGAGGCAGAGAGCUGAGGCUGACUGUGAAAAGCUGGAACGACAGAUUCAGCUGAUUCGAGAGAUGCUCAUGUGUGACACAUCUGGCAGCAUUCAACUAAGCGAGGAGCAAAAAUCAGCUCUGGCUUUUCUCAACAGAGGCCAACCAUCCAGCGGCAAUGCUGGGAACAAAAGACUGUCAACCAUUGAUGAAUCUGGUUCCAUUUUAUCAGAUAUCAGCUUUGACAAGACUGAUGAAUCACUGGAUUGGGAUUCUUCUUUGGUGAAGACUUUCAAACUGAAGAAGAGAGAAAAGAGGCGCUCUAAUAGCCGACAGUUUGUUGAUGGUCCCCCUGGACCUGUAAAGAAAACUCGUUCCAUUGGCUCCACAGUAGACCAGGGAAAUGAAUCCAUAGUUGCAAAAACUACAGUGACUGUUCCCAAUGAUGGUGGGCCCAUUGAAGCUGUGUCCACCAUUGAGACUGUGCCAUAUUGGACCAGGAGCCGAAGGAAAACAGGUCCAUUGCAUUUUGCUAUAAAUCUAAGUGAUGUAAAUAAUAAUUUAAAGCUCUUUUUGCAGGGAAUGCUGACAGAUUUUGUGUCUCAGACUUCUCCAAUGAUCCCCUCCAUUGUUGUCCACUGUGUAAAUGAGAUUGAGCAAAGAGGGCUGACUGAGACAGGCCUGUAUAGGAUCUCGGGCUGCGACCGUACAGUAAAAGAACUGAAAGAGAAAUUCCUCAGAGUGAAAAAUGUACCUCUUCUCAGCAAAGUGGAUGAUAUCCAUGCUAUCUGUAGCCUUCUAAAAGACUUCCUUCGAAACCUCAAAGAACCCCUUCUGACCUUUCGGCUAAACAAAGCUUUUAUGGAAGCAGCAGAAAUUACAGAUGAAGACAACAGUAUAGCUGCCAUGUACCAGGCUGUUGGCGAACUGCCCCAGGCCAACAGGGACACAUUAGCUUUCCUCAUGAUUCACUUGCAGAGAGUGGCUCUGAGUCCACAUACUAAAAUGGAUGUUGCCAAUCUGGCCAAAGUCUUUGGCCCUACAAUUGUUGCCCAUGCUGUGCCUAAUCCAGACCCAGUGACAAUGUUACAGGACAUCAAGCGCCAACCCAAGGUGGUAGAGCGCCUGCUUUCAUUGCCAUUAGAAUACUGGAGUCAAUUCAUGAUGGUGGAGCAAGAGAACAUUGACCCCCUGCAUGUCAUUGAAAACUCAAAUGCCUUUUCAACACCACAGACACCAGAUAUUAAAGUGAGUUUACUGGGACCUGUAACCACUCCUGAGCAUCAGCUUCUCAAGACUCCUUCAUCUAGCUCCCUGUCACAGAGAGUACGCUCCACCCUCACCAAGAACACUCCCAGAUUUGGGAGCAAAAGCAAGUCUGCCACCAAUCUAGGACGACAAGGCAACUUUUUUGCUUCUCCAAUGCUUAAGUAAAGUCACAUCUACCUAUUAAUUCCCAGCAUUGACUGACUAUAAGAAAGGAUACACCUGUACUUUCAGCUGUGCUGCCUCCUAUACUUACUACUACUUUUAGCAUUCUCUAGGCUUUUUAAAUCAAGUUUAACUGUGCACAAGGGUUUUAUUAAAACUAUAUUAUCUCCCUGUCCUUCUCUUUAACAUAAUAUCAGCACCUUAUGCUGGUCAUUGUUGGGAGCUUUUAGAUAGGAGAUCUUUCCAUGGGUAGAAGGGGUAGUAUGGAAUUUGUUGUGAUUCUUUUUGGAGCAGGGGGUAUCCCUUUGGCUUAAAGCCAAAUGCUGCUUAUGGAAUGACCUUUCUCUGGUAUCAUUUAGAACUGAUUUCCAUGAGACAAUGACCAAAACUACUCCUCUCUGGUAACACUGACUUAUCUCAGGGUGGGAAGUGGGAAGGCGGUUAAAGAAAGGGUUGGACUUAGGAAAGGUUGAAUUUAGGAUGGCUCCUUCUGAGAACUCAGAAGUUCCCCUUCUCCCAUUAUGAAUUGAGAUAUAUUGCAUGGAACCUUCAUAAAAAUGGGAUAGGUUGAGGAUGGAACUAACAGUUGGGAGUAUGCUUAGCUUUAAUUUUGAUUGAUUAGAUCUUAAUAGUUAAGUGGCACAACCUUAUAAAUGUGAUAGUACAGCUUGUAUUUAUCUCUAAUGGGCCACUGGCUAGAUUUUGGGUUUGAUUGGUGUCUAAACCAGUUUAUUCAUCUAAAGUUGAGUUCAUUCUGUUGCUUGACUUCCCCCACCAACCUUGUCCAGUAGAGCCCUACUUCUAAAGGUCAGUAUGUCUAUUUGGCAUCCCAACUAACAAUUAAGAGUAGGCUGUAAGGGAAGAUUGUCAAUAUUUCAUGUGGUAAGAAAAGCCACAGUCAUUUUGUCUUGGCACUUUAGAUGCUCAGAUUUUCCCAUGGAACAUAGCCACAUCACAAUAAAUGUGAGCUUUUUCUUCUAUUAGAAUUAUUCUCAAUGUCUGUAAAAAUGGUUUUCUUUUAUAGAAUUUUUCUCAACUCUUACUGACCCUUGUCUGUAAAACACAUGUUUGGAAUGAUAUUUGGAAAAAAGUAAAUAGAUAUUUCAAAAUGAA
This is a messenger RNA of Microcebus murinus (gray mouse lemur), 2798 nucleotides long. NCBI's taxonomy places the organism in Eukaryota, Metazoa, Chordata, Mammalia, Primates, Cheirogaleidae. The record is from RefSeq and is a predicted model, not a curated record.